AUGAAUUCGUUCAAGAAAAUUUUCCAAAAAUCCAACGAUGACCAAACGGCAUCGCUUAAGCACACCAAAUCAAUGCCCUACCUCCUUUCCUCAGAAGGGGGGACGCGCGAACAUCGUUCUUAUUUUCCCAAACCUGUGUACCGUGGAAAGACCCCCCUUAAGAAAUCUGACAUCGUGUACAUCGAGCAAGCUCCAGGGAUGCUCGAGGUCUAUCACGGCAAGCUGUCGCAACACACCUAUUACCAUGAGCCAACUCGCGUGACCCCUGACAAGCGCGAGGACUUGUUGACCAAGUUUCCUCAUUCACCUGAACCAGUUGAGGGGCUCCCUCGCAGCGGCUUCAGAGCGAUUUCUUUGAACUCUCAGAGUAUCAGGCCCCAAGUACCUGUCCAUAAUCCGAGUACAAGUGAAAACAGAGGCAUGAAGGCCUCUGUUGAUCAAGCUUCUGUAGAUGUACUGCAGAUCCCUGACGACCAUAUUCGCAGUGGCAGACUAGCAGAACGUCUUCGCGCCAAGUCGAACACUAGUCGCUCGUACACCCCUGCUCCCCCUGCUCCUAUCACCCACUCUCCACGUCCAAUAAUCUCGCACUCUGCGCACAGCUCGCGUGUAAACGUUCAUCACGUUCCAUCACAUGUUGCCAUGGACUACCGUGAAUUUUUGGAGGAGCGGGAUCCGAACGUCAUUCGUAGAAUGAUCAAUCAAUAUCCUAUAGCGCCUCUUUGCAGUGAACGUACCCCAGAGUACUUGCGCCCCAUUCGUUUUGACAUGGUCGAUCCGCGCUACUUCCAGAAGACAUUUAGGGAGUACGUAGAGAUGGCUGUUGCCCAAGGUCGUCCCCUCGACGCACGCGUGGGUGGCCCUUACCGCCGCAUCAUUGACACGGUCGACCUAAUAGGUAUUAUCCCGGAGACUGGCAGUGGUUGGUCUCGGCAGGUUGUACAUCGGUGA
Suillus subaureus is the source of this 951-nucleotide messenger RNA. RefSeq lists its product as uncharacterized. Lineage: Eukaryota; Fungi; Basidiomycota; Agaricomycetes; Boletales; Suillaceae. Bases 1 to 951 code for a protein of 316 amino acids. The record is from RefSeq and is a predicted model, not a curated record. The transcript is spliced from 4 exons.